Messenger RNA from Nematocida homosporus, 546 nucleotides. RefSeq lists its product as uncharacterized. Gene Ontology annotation, cellular component: Golgi membrane; endoplasmic reticulum membrane; COPII-coated ER to Golgi transport vesicle. The transcript has a single exon. Gene Ontology annotation, molecular function: COPII receptor activity. Gene Ontology annotation, biological process: endoplasmic reticulum to Golgi vesicle-mediated transport. The record is from RefSeq and is a predicted model, not a curated record. Bases 1 to 546 code for a protein of 181 amino acids. Lineage: Eukaryota; Fungi; Microsporidia.
AUGUUCCUCCUCUUCGUCUUAAAGACUUUCGUGAUUGGUUUAGUAUUGGUUGCUUCAGCCGUUGGUUUUGUAACAUUCCUUUACAAGGCUAUUCAUUACAUAGAGGAGUAUCCGGCUCGGGCUAAAGAGAAAAUUCGUUAUCUAGUCUAUGCCGUUUGUGCUCUGCAUGUUUUACUGUUCUUAAGAGGGUUUGGGAUUCUAAUGAUUGGGUUUAGUAUCAUUUGUCAGUUGCUCUUCUUUAACCUACUUAAUGACUAUCCUAAUAUUGAAACGUCUGGGGCUGGGUUUAUUUCGGCAGUAGCUGCAACCUUUAUUAACCAUAUGGUCUUCUUAAGUGCUAUGCUUAGGAAUAAGACGGGUAUUCUGGAAAUCUUCUUUUACUUCUUUGUGAUUGUCUGGACGGUGCCUUUUGCCUUCUUUUUAAGUCUAACGGCUAAUGAUGAUGUAAUUUCUAUUCCAGGGGCUAAGAAGCCAAUAAGGCGGACAGUGGCUGGGAAGGUUAUAGAUCUGUUGCUUUCUCGGAGCUCAAUAUGGGAAGAUAGAUAA